Molecule: messenger RNA, 1445 nt
Organism: Symbiodinium necroappetens
Lineage: Eukaryota; Dinophyceae; Suessiales; Symbiodiniaceae
Source: the annotation of a GenBank genome assembly
AUGGAAGAGGUACACCAAGUUUUUGAGAUCGUGGAGGGCUCUGCGACGGGCGAGCCGAUUCGCAAGGCGGCAGUGGUUGCACGACCAGUAGUGCGUAUCCGGGGCCCUCAGGGGCAGCUGCUUUCCAAAGAACAGUUCACCCGGCAGGAGGUCCUGCAUGCUAUCCAGGAACUGAAAGUUAGGAAAGCUGUUCCGGAAACCAGCGUGAUGGCAGAGAUCUGGCAACUCACGCCAGGGACUUUCACGACCUAUUUCCUGCAGCUCUUUGGAGGAGCCCUUUUAUCAAUUGACGUGAGCCGCGCGUUCGACAUGGUGCCGCGUUGGGCCCUGUCAGCUUCGCUGCAUCGCGCUUCAGUUCCUGCAGAUUUGCAUGAUCUCAUUCUUGACAUCCAUCAGGAUUGCCUGUAUCGCAUCAAAGUAGGAGAGCAGGAACGGCAAUUUCCGAUGCAGCGCGGCAUCCGUCAAGGGUGCUCGCUGUCGCCAUUGUUGUUUGCCAUCUUCACGGGGUGGUUGUAUGAUGAGCUGUGCUCCCGUGUGGGGCAGGAAUGGGCCGAUGAGUUUAUUACUCUGUAUGCAGAUGACUCCUUGCUGCAAUGGAUCAUCAACAGCACGGCCGAUCUUGACCAUAUGUGUAGGUGCAUCAGAGCUACAUUUGAUCUCCUUACAUCCACAGGGAUGCAGGUCAACGCGGCAAAAUCACAGCUGAUCAUACAAUUGCAGGGAGCCACUGGCAAACGUUGGCUGAAAGCACAUCUGCAUCGUGCAAAGGAGGGCUUUACCGUUAGCGUGGGCACGCCUUCUCAUCCGAUUUAUCUCCCACGAGUUAGUCACUUCACCUAUCUAGGUGUAGUGGCCUCCCUUGGUAGUUUCGAGAUGCAGACGUGCAAACAUCGGUUGCGGGCCGGAGCGCAGGUCAAGGACAUCCGCAUGCAUCACAAGACCAGCAUGGCUGGAGUGGAGGAGAUGGAGUUGGAUCAGUCCAGGGCGGCUCAGGCCCAGCUUCGCGAGGUGCUGGGCACAGCAACACCCUUCUCCUUUGGAGGGUCCGGAACAGCCAAGAAGUCGGAACGGGAGACAGAGGACGACAAGGACAUGCAGCCGGCGCCGAAGUUCCCGAGGGGGCAGAACAAAGGGGCCCAGGGUGGCAAGGGCUGGAGGGAGACCCAGACCUCCUACUCGGGUCAAAGCUGGUGGGGGAACAAGGCUCGAGGCAGCCAGGAGGAUCCCUGGGCGGAAGCGGCCAGCCGGGGUGGCGGGAAACUGCCAGACCUGGCAACACAACACCUACUACAGGUAGUUGUCAAGAUGGUGACCCGGCACGAAGAAGAACUGGCCCGCAUCCGCAUAGAUACAAACUUCAUGCUGUUCAUGGACGUGAUGCAGGAGGGGGUCUACGACCUGAUGAAGCUGACUGCCGAACAGUGGCACGAGAAGUUCACGGCCAG